Messenger RNA from Dromiciops gliroides (monito del monte), 936 nucleotides. Its product is annotated as olfactory receptor 4P4-like. Gene Ontology annotation, cellular component: membrane. Bases 1 to 936 code for a protein of 311 amino acids. Gene Ontology annotation, molecular function: G protein-coupled receptor activity; olfactory receptor activity. Gene Ontology annotation, biological process: G protein-coupled receptor signaling pathway. The record is from RefSeq and is a predicted model, not a curated record. Lineage: Eukaryota; Metazoa; Chordata; Mammalia; Microbiotheria; Microbiotheriidae. The transcript has a single exon.
AUGAAUAGGAAUAAUGUUACUGAAUUUAUUCUCUUGGGGUUUUCUCAGAAUAAGCAGGUUCAGAUUCUGUGCUUUGCCAUUUUCUUAUUUUGUUACAUGGCUACUUUGAUGGGAAAUUUCAUCGUCAUGAUCUCUAUUACCAGCAGCCAGCUCAUUGAACAACCCAUGUACUUCUUCCUAACUUACUUGUCCUUUAUGGAUGUUUGUUACACCUCUACAGUGACCCCUAAACUCAUCACUGACAUGCUGGUUGAGAAGAAGAGUAUUUCCUAUACUAAUUGUCUGAUUCAGCUCUUCACUGUGCACUUCUUUGGAGGGGUGGAGGUCUUCAUACUCACAGGGAUGGCCUAUGACCGAUAUGUAGCCAUUUGUAAACCUCUCCACUACAUGACUAUCAUGAGUAGGGACAGGUGUAAUGCACUGGUCUUGGCUGCUUGUGGUGGGGGUUUUCUGCAUUCAUUUGCACAAUUUCUCCUUGUUGUUCUCUUACCUUUCUGUGGUCCCAAUGAGAUGGAUCACUUUUUCUGUGACAUGUAUCCGUUGCUGAAACUUGCCUGCACCGAUACUCACAGGUUUGGUCUCUUAGUAAUAGCCAAUUCAGGAAUGAUUGCAUUAAUGGUGUUUUUGGUCCUUAUGACUUCAUAUGCUGUGAUCUUAUAUACACUUCGGUCACAUUCUUCUAAGAGCCGCCAAAAAGCUCUUUCCACAUGUGGCUCCCAUAUCACUGUUGUAGUCCUGUUCUUUGGGCCUUCAAUUUUCAUUUAUAUUAGACCAGCCAUCACAUUCCAGGAAGAUAAAGUUUUGGCUCUUUUUUACACAAUCAUUGCUCCCAUGUUCAAUCCUUUAAUUUAUACUUUGAAGAAUUCAGAAAUGAAAAAUGCCAUGAAGAAGGUAUGGAACAGAAACAUGUUCAAGGGAAGAAAACAUAUAUUCUAA